GCUUGAAAUACGGUGAUAGGCUUUUGCUUUACAAACGUCAGAGGACCGGAGCAUUCAUAACUGCAUUUUAUCUUGAGCUUUCAUCAGAACUUAAGUCCAAAGCCGUGAGAUGGAAAAGAUUCAGCUGCGUGACUACCAGAAGGAGGUGGUGCAGCCAGCCCUAGAGGGGAGGAACAUCAUUAUCUGGCUACCAACAGGAGGAGGGAAAACCCGCUCCGCCGUCUAUGUUGCCCAGAGACACCUGGAGACCAAACGCCAAGCCAAGGUGGCUGUCCUGGUGAACAAGGUCCACCUGGUGGACCAGCACUACUCCAAAGAGUUUGGUCCCUUCCUGGGAAAGACUUACUCAGUGAAGAGUAUCAGUGGUGACUCUGCUGAGAAAGACUUUUUUGCUAAAGUGGUGCUAGAGAGUGACGUGAUCAUCUGCACUGCCCAAAUCCUGGAGAAUGCCCUGAGGAGCUCUGAGGAGGAGAAGCACGUGGAACUAACAGAUUUCUCUUUGCUUAUCAUCGAUGAGUGUCACCACACCCAGAAGGAAAGUGUCUACAACAAAAUCAUGGAGCGCUACGUGGAGUACAAGCUGGAGGGGAAAGCAGGGCUGCCUCAAGUGCUGGGCCUCACUGCCUCUCUUGGGACAGGAGGUGCACGGACUCUCGAAAAAACCGUGACUCACGCAUUGCAGAUCUGCGCGAACCUGGAUGCCACGGCCAUCAUGUCUUCGAAGGUGAAUGCUGCAGAGCUGGCAAAGAAGGUCCCGAAACCCAGGAAACAGUACGACAUCGUGGAGAGGAGAUUGCAGGACCCCUUUGCGGACUAUCUGAAGACAAUUAUGGGUCUCAUUCAUGACUUCAUGGGGCAAGAGGAUGUCAGCAGGAGCUUCGGUACACAGGAUUAUGAGGCAGAAGUGGUUCUACUGACACAAAAAGGGAAAGUGGAGAGGAACAGGAUGGUGACCCAGUGUGCAUUGCAUCUGCGUCAAUACAAUGACGCACUUAUGAUAAAUGAUACGGUGCGCAUGGAGGACGCUUUCAGGGUGCUGGAUGAGUUCUACAGCAGUAAGGAGGCGAGCCGAACUGGGCUGGAUGGCACCGAUAUCUACCUUUUCAGCCUCUUCCAGGAGCAUAGAUUCCAGCUGGAGGCACUGGCCGAGCUGCCUGAGUAUGAGAACCCCAAGCUUGAGAAGCUCCAGCGUAUCUUAGUGGAGCAGUUUAAGGAAGGCACGACAGCCCGGGGUAUCCUGUUCACCAAAACGCGUAAGAGCGCCCAGUGCCUCCACGAAUGGGUCCGUUCCAGUCCUGAGAUGCAGGCCGCUGGCAUCAAGGCCGCCAUUUUGACUGGGGCCGGAAACCUUGCCAACCACAUGAGCCAGGGAGAACAAAGGGAGACCAUUAGUCAGUUCCGCACCGGAGUCCUGAACCUGCUGGUCUCCACCAGCGUGGCUGAAGAGGGUCUGGACAUCGCUGAGUGUAACCUGGUGGUGCGCUACGGGCUGCUGACCAAUGAGAUCGCCAUGCAGCAGGCCAGUGGGCGGGCCCGCGCAGAGAACAGCGUGUAUUCCGUGGUGGCGCAUGCCGGGGGCCGGGAGGAGUGCAGGGAGCGCACUAACGAGUACCUGGAGGAGCUGUCCAAGAAAGCCAUCGACCAAGUGCAGCAAAUGUCGCCCCGGGAGUUCCGGAUUCGGGUCUCAGAGCUGCAGAAGGAAGCCAUGAUCGCACGGCGGCUGGCAGAGCAGAGAGCCACGGACAACAGGAACCUUUUCCAGGCUACCAGGGUCCGGCUUCUCUGCUGUCUCUGCGACGCCCCCGUCGCUCGCGGCAGCGACAUCCAGCUCAUCGAAGGCGCUCACUAUGUCAUCGUUAACCCCGACGUCAAGAAGUGCUACCGCUUGGGUGGGCAGAUAGUCCUGCCUAGGACUUUUGAGGACUGGACGCCCGGGCAAAAGAUCAGCUGUGCAAAGUGUGGUCAGGAGUGGGGCAUGGAGAUGAUGUACAAGAGUGUAACUCUGCCAAACGUGGCCAUCAGGAACUUUGUCAUGGAAACGCCGGCUGGCAGGAUGACGGCCAAGAAGUGGAAGGGCGCAAAAUUCCACGUGGAGGAAUUCCGCUACGCCGAAUAUUUUGAAAAGAGCUUUCCCCACCUCUAGUUCAUAAAUGGUUGUCAAGUUGGCGUCAUUAAUGAUCAGAGAGCCUUUGGUUUAAUUAAGUGGAUGCAGUAUGUCUUCUCGUUAGGUUUUCUACAUCGCACAUAUUGACUUGCGUUCAAGACGGCAAACAUUCCAUUUACAUUCCGACGCAUAUUUAACAAUGUCAGCUAGCUGAUUUGUUGCUUACCUGUCAUUUAUUUUUAAAGGUAAGAACUAUUCUUUUUGGAUAUAGGUCUUGUUUGUGUAUUAGUCCCUGAAAUAUAUUUAAAAUAAAUUUUAGGUGUACGACCAUCGCCUGUGCAAACCAUACCGUACUGCAUUUGUGUACAGCCUAUGUCAUUACAAGAUACCGGGCAGAAAAGGAGUAUUGUGUAGUGAACAGCAGAAUGUGGACCAGUUGUCUAAAAUGCAUGGCUUGUACAGUAUGAUGUGUAGCUUAAAUCCUUUCUGUAUGGGGUUGCCUGUAGCCUAAGGAUCAUGACUGGGACCCGGAAGUUUGGUCCAUAAUAAAAUCCGUGCAGCUGUUGGGCCCUUCAGCAAGGCCAUUAACCCCACAUUCCUCCAGGGGAAACUCCCCUGCUUAGUCUAAUCAACUGCUUUGGAUAAAAGUGAUACCUAAAUAACUGUUAUGUAUUGGUUUACUGUGUGAGACGUCCUAAAAGCACAGUAACACUCUGGCUGGUAAAGGGUAUAUACUAUACUAAGAAAAAAUAUAACAAUGACAAUAAAAUAAAGGAACAAUCUGUUUGCUUGCUUCUGACCUGCAUCUAUAAAUCACUGGGAAAGCUAUCCUUUAUGAUAUUAAUGAAACUGUGAUACUUAGCUUCAUUUGGAAUGUGU
Messenger RNA from Conger conger (European conger), 2983 nucleotides. It is a transcript of the gene dhx58, whose product is annotated as DEXH (Asp-Glu-X-His) box polypeptide 58. Gene Ontology annotation, biological process: response to virus; innate immune response; positive regulation of interferon-beta production. Gene Ontology annotation, molecular function: DNA binding; single-stranded RNA binding; ATP binding. NCBI's taxonomy places the organism in Eukaryota, Metazoa, Chordata, Actinopteri, Anguilliformes, Congridae. The record is from RefSeq and is a predicted model, not a curated record. The transcript is spliced from 12 exons. Bases 110 to 2143 code for a protein of 677 amino acids. Gene Ontology annotation, cellular component: cytoplasm.